ACCACUUCUGUAAAAAAAAAUUUGCCAAGAACAAUCAUGAUCAUAGACCGUUAUCACCCACGUCUUACUGCACAGCUCAUGAUGAUGAUGACUGUGUCACUAUACUAGAAACUCAAGUUCAAUACGAUUGGGUCAGUCAAAUGCAAUGUUAGCAUUCAUUUCAAGAAACGCUGAGGCUUUAUAAGGUAUUGGUCAGACUACAUUUGGAGUACUGUGGGCAGUUUUGGGCCUCUUAUCUAAGAAAAGAUGUGCAGGCAUUGGAGAGGGUCCAGAGAAGGUUCACAAGAAUAAUUCAGGGAAUGAAAGGGUUAAUGCAAGAGGACUUUUUGAUGGCUCUGGGCCUGCACUCACUGUAAGGUAGAAGAAUCAGGAGAGAUUUUUAUUGAAACCUACUGAAUAUUGAAAGGCCCAGAUAGAGUGGAUGUGCAGAGCGUCUCUCCUUGGAUCAGAAUGCGCAGCCUCAAAAUAGAAGGAUUUCACUUUAGAACAGAGAUGAAGAGUAAUUUCUUUAGCCAAAAGGUGGUGAAUUGGUGGAAUUCAUUGCCACAUAUGGCCGUGGAAACAAGUCAUUAGGUAAAUUUAAAGCAGAGGUUGCUAAGUACUCGGUUAUUAAGGGUGUCAAAGGUUAUGGUGAGAAGGCAGGAGUUUAGGAUUCAGAGGAAAAUAAAUUAGCCAUGAUCAAAAGGUGGAGCAGAGUCGAUGUGCCAAAUGGCCUCAUCCUGUCCUUGUGUUGUCUGGGCUUAAUAUUGACCUUUGCCGCUGUGCAUGAGUUUACAUGUUCUCUCCGUAACCUCAUGGGUUUCCUGGGAUGCUCUGGUAUCCUUUCACUUACCAAAGACACGAGAAGGUUAAUUGCCACUAUAAUUUGUCUCAUGUAUUUAGAUGACUCUAAAUCUGGGACGAAUAGUUUACCACGGAACUGCCCCGUGGGCUCAUUUCUGUUCGACGGGCUGAAUGGCCUUCUAUGUUGUAUGUUAACAUGAAUGAUCGCCUUGCUGCUCUUGCGAGCUCGCUCGUUGCCGUACACUGCCGGAAUGACUGGUGUUCAGUGUUCCUGCGGGUCGUACUGUGGUGAUACAACUCCACCGCCAAAGCACGCUCGACAUUACCCGGGCCUCAGGGUUGAGCAUAUGUUUCCAGUCGGGCUGGUUUCGGGUUGCACUGCUUAGUGGCGGCUGCUUUAGCGGCGUUGUCCCCUUGGCUGCUGACUUUCUGGUGGUGAUGUGUUGCUACUCGCACUCCUGGCGUUGAUCGCAACCAUCGCUGGUCAUCUACAUUAAGGGCAGCCUUAAUGUCUCGGCGCCUCCUCGCUGCGCCCGGCUUGGGCCGCUCCGUUUCCAUAACAACCGACCUCUCACCUCAAGGGAGGAGAGGACAAUCGACCUUCAGAGGCUGCUGAAUGCCCUCCCUCGGUCUGACGGGGCCAGGCUACUUGAGUUGAAUUUGGAACCGGUGCAGACGGAGGCAAUGUGGCUGGUGUGCAGUGAUCUUACACAAAGUGAAGAAUCUGUGAAAUCGUAACAUGGUCAUCAAGGUGUUUUUUCCAAGCUGCUGUCCAGAAGCAGAAAGUGGCUUACUGCUAGGUCGUUGGAUUCCAGAGCAGAAUGCUGCAGUUGUACUUGCAAUUAUUCACUACCCUUUCAUCCCAGGCCAAGUUAAGCAGUAUCUCGAGCAGAUUAAGAACGUGACUACCGUAGAUGUCUCAGUGCUCGGAUCCUGGAACAGCUAUAGUUCUCGGCCAAAAGAAAACCUUGAUCAAUUCCUGCAGGAUCUGAGCUCCAUCUUUCCUCAUGAGUUGUGGUUCCAGUUAACGCAAGAUAAAGAAAACAAAUCAGUAUUCGAUUGCCAUGUAGAUCGACAGUGUAGUAAGAAUGACAAGGAAAACGUUAUCUUAAUUCACUAUGAUCAACGCAAGGUGAUGCUGUCAAAAUUGCAUGAUCUGGAAACUAAAAUCUUCCAGGAAAACCACAUCACUGGACUGGAGUCAGAAGUCAGUACCUCAGAUUUUGCUGAAAUUUUUGAUACUGUUGCUAAAUGUGAACUUUUGUUUAUGAUUGAUAAAUAUGAUGAAACUCCAAUCAAAUUUACUCACUGGCAGUCUGAAGGACGAGAGGCUAGUGUUGUUGUGGAACUUACAAAGCAAGCAUCUGUACCUGUGUGUAUGGUUCUUUCUUUCCUGGUGAAUUUUGUGUUGAAUUUCUGCAAAAGCAGAGUAUUAAACAUAUGGCCUCUGCAUAUCUUAUGGAGUAGGCUUUCAACAUGUGCACAGCUUGCACAUCGUUUGGAUCACUUGCAGACGAUUGCAAGUACUACAAAAGCACAGAAUCAUGCUGAGUUUAUGAGAAAAGCCAACCUCUUUGUUUCAUUCCUAAUUGACGUGGGCCUUGGAAUGUUGCUGAUCUCGUGGCUUUAUCAGCAGAAUCGUAUCGGCCAUUUAGCAGAUGCUCUCAUUCCAGCUGCUGCUCAUAUUGCCAAAGAGUUGGAGAAAUUGCUAGAGUGGCUGAUGGGAGCUCCUGCUGGCUUGAAGAUGAACAAAGCGCUAGAUGAAGUACUGGGACAUUUCUUUCUUUAUCAUAUUCAUCUAUGGAUAAGUUAUAUCCAUCUGAUGUCUCCAUUUAUUGAAAUGAUCCUGUGGUAUGUUGGACUAUCAGCGUGUCUUGGCUUGACUGUGGCCUUGUCCAUCGUUUCUGACAUUAUUGCACUCCUGACAUUUCAUAUCUACUGUUUUUAUGUAUAUGGGGCCAGAAUCUAUUGUUUGAAGAUCUACGGCUUGUCAUCUCUCUGGCGAUUGUUCAGAGGGAAGAAGUGGAAUGUUCUGAGGCAGCGUGUGGACUCCUGCAGUUAUGACUUGGAUCAGCUGUUUAUUGGAACAUUGCUCUUCACUGUUCUCCUAUUCCUCUUGCCAACCACGGCACUGUAUUACCUUGUCUUUACACUGCUACGAUUGGUGGUGGUAGUUAUUCAGGGUCUCAUUCACUUGCUCAUGGACUUCAUUAACACCCUCCCAUUAUUUGCAUUAGGACUCAGACUGUGCCGGCCUUAUGUCCUUGCAGCUGGUGUUAAGUUUCAAGUUUUCCAGAAGGUUGCUGGUAAACCUCUUCACUUAUUGAUGCAGAUUAACCCAUUGACCUAUGGGAUGAUAAUCAAGUGCUACAGACUUCCAACCUACAGAUGUUAUCCAAAGGACUCAUGGGCAGCGCUUUGUAAGAAGUUGUUUGUUGGGAAACUGAUUUAUCCAUGGAAACGCAAAACUGGAAAGAAGACUCAGUAAAUACACUAAACGAGAGCAGUCUUCAUGUUCACACUCAGUUUCCUGCAUUGCUGUAUGUUUUAAAAAUGAUAAGUUUUUCUUUCAAAUAAGAUUGAACUGCUAUAUUUGUUGAAGAAUGAAAACUUUAAACAAUUACCAAAAUUAUGGUGCCAAAUUGCCAGUAGAUUAACAUAAUACCGCAGUUUUUUUAAAUUGUGAAAUAUAAAAAUAUUAAAGUAUUCAUAUCUCAAAAUACUUUUUCAUACUUUGCCUCUUCUAUCAGAACAAGUAAGCUUUUCCACUAACUGGGUAGGUACAAAUUCUGCAAUUUAUAAGAAUGCACUUCAGUUUGCUUUAGAAAUGCAAUGUUGUUGCACUGUUUGUAAAUAAAAUCAUGUUUCAUUCAUUAAGGGCAUGUGUUUCCUUUCUAUAUAUAGUGACAUGUGGUAUGUCAUGUAUAUUGGUUCUUUAAAUGCCCUAUAAAAUGCUCAUUUUACCAAGUAUUCUGAACCAUUUUCUUAAGAUCUCAUCAAAUUGAUGCAAUCAUCUCUAACUUGAGAAAAUCGUAUACUUGCAUUUUGGAGUAAUUUAAAACAGAAACUCCACUUUUUUUAAAAUGAAAACUAAAUUUCUGCUAAUUUGAUGUAAUAACCAUGUGUUGCCCUGUAAUGGAACAAUUUAACUGCUUUGUAUUUUCCUUCCCUCCUUGAUUACAAUGUGGUUUUCCAGAUGUACUGAGGAAGGCCUCAAUGUUAGGCAUUCUAUACCAAAUACAAUGCUUAUAAAAUAUUUCAGAAAUAUACAAUAUUUUAAUAUUGUAUUUUACAGCACAAACCUAUUGCUAUUUUAGUGUUCAAAAAUACAUAGUUGCUUCUCUGUGCAAUGUGACAUCUAUAGUUCUUGGCAACUGCCUGAAAGAGAUAUUUCUCGGCCAGUCGUUAAAUUUUGUAGACAAGCUUUUAUUGUCUUUUGAUCUUGUAAUGUACCUAACAGAUUGUAAUGUGAAUAGCUACAUUGGCCUGGAAUUUCCUGAAAACUCAUACUGAAACAAUAACAUCAGAAAUGUUGUUUAAUAAUGUAAGAAAUACUUGCCUGGAUUUUCUGCAAAAGCUCUUCCAUAAACUUCAGUCAUUUACCAAACACAGGUCAUGCAAAAUCCUUGAAUUUUUAACAGGUGUUAGUAACCAAUUAAAACCUGAAGAACUUAAUGCAACAAAGUUCUGUUUCUGGUGUUUAUUAGCUUGGAAUUUGUUUUUUCCUUUCUUGUGCUAAAUGCACAAUAUAGUAGCUCUAUGUUAUACAUCUCUUCCAAAAUUUGGUUUCAUUCACUUCACUGUGACAAAACUUUUGAAGAAGAAUAUACUGUAAUGGACAGUCACUUUCACGGUGGUCCUUUGCCAGAUGUGUAUAAACAAUAUGCUGUGCACGUUUCACUAACUUCAGUUUUCGUGAAGUGAUUGGAACAGAGAGAGUGUGGUGUAAGUUUUGCAGCUUCCAUCAGCCUAAUUACCGUAGAUUCCGGACUACAGAGCGCACCUGAUUAAAAGCCGCACGCUCUAAUUUUAGAAAGAAAAUCAAUUUUGUACUUGUACAGGCCGCACUGGAUUUUAAGCCGCAGGUGUCCCACGUUGUAAUAGGAGAUAUUUACACAGAAAGAUAUUACACGUGAGGAUUUUUUAACUUUUAAUUAAAUCCGUAUGGUAACAUAAACAAAUAUAUAUUGCAAAUGCUUUUUUUCAAACAGUGCCUGUAACACAGCUACUUUUAAAUAUACAUACGUAUCGGUAGCACACAAAUUACGUUGUGUAUACUUUUUUACUGAACAGUGCACGAACAACAUUCCAAUAUCUCCUAACUACUGGUAAAAAAAAUAUAUACACCGCAGCCUACCAGGAAAAGUUAUUGAUCGCCUUCUUCAUCUUCCUCCUGCGCACUAAAACCAUCAAAGUCCUUCAGUGUCCGAAUUGAAUAAAACCUCAGGAUCUCGUCACUCACUUCAGUCUCUUCGUUGUCGCUCUCACUUGAGCGCACGCGGUCCUCUUCAUCACGCAGCAGUCCAGCCUUUCGAAACCCGCUGGUGAUGGUGGAUGUUGUGACAUGGCUCCACGCAUUUAGGAUCCACUGGCAGACUUGAGUUAAAGGUGCUCUUCGCAUGUGUCCUGUUUUGGUAAAGGAUUUCUCGCCGCUCGUCAUCCAAGCCUCCCACUCAAUGCGCAGCACCACUUUAAAUGCCCGGUUCACGCUGAUGUCCAGUGGCUGCAAAUACUUCGUGGUGCCCCCAGGAAUCACAGCUGGAAUUGAGUUUGUACUCUUGAUGGCAGCUUUCACUGAACUUUCAUUGACAGCCGCUUAAAAAAUCACCAUCGGUGGAAGCUUUAGUCCGGAUGCUGUGCAGCUCAGAACACAAGUAAAAUGCGUUCUCUCAUGGCCACUUGUUUUCAGUGUGAUGGAUGAGUCACCUUUUUAUUAACAGUCCGAGUGAGAGACAGGUCAAACGUCAAAGGUACUUCAUCCAUAUUUAUGAUAUCAUCUGGCCCGAUGGAAUUCUCCGCUAUCUUUGAGUGAAUGUGCGGAAGUUAGCAAGCUUUUCCUCGUGGUCGGGAGGGAGCUGCUGACAGAGUUGUGCAUACCCUGACGGACAGGCCUUUUCGUCUCAUAAAUCUAAAACACCACGAUGGCCCACCUCUAAAAUCUUCGAUUUUCAUUUUGGUGGCGAUUGCUUUAGCCUUCAGUCUGAUCUGCACGGUGGAAACACCGCGGCCGCCUGCUCUCUGUGUGUUAACCCAGUCUUCAAGAAAGUUUUCAAGUUCAGGCCAUCUGCUAUGAUUACCUCUGAAAGCUUUUGUCGUCUUUUUGCAUUGACUCAGUUCUUCACGCUGGCGUCUCCACCGUCUCACCAUCGAUUCAUUUAUGCCAAGAUUAUGUGCAGCAGCUCGAUUUCCUUCUUCAACCGCCAGAUUGAUCGCCUUUAACUUAAAAGCUGCAUCAUAUGCUUUUCUUCGAGUGUUUUCCAUGUUGAUGAGGGUGAGUACAAAUGACUGAUUUACAAUAAUUUAAUUGUGAAAGUGCGCUUGAUUUAUCGUACAAAUUCAUUGGACCUCUGUGAACUACUCAUCAAUUUUAUUGGUCUACUGUUACGAGGCAAAAUGUUUUUGGCGGCAUGAAAAAAAAGCAUGCAUUAGCCGCACCGUAGCAUAGGCCGCAGUGUUCAAAGCGUGGGAAAAAAGUAGCGGCUUAUAGUCCGGAAUUUACGGUAUUCAUGAGGAUUUUCCUUUAUCCGCCUUAUUACAUUCUGUUUCUAAACUUAAUGGCAGAUGGAAAUGAGGUUCUCUGAAAGUUUUAUGAUGCAAAUUUCCAAUGGGAAAAUCAAUGUAAAUUGUCUGAUUUUAUGCAAUUCCAGUCCAUUAAUAUAAUCAAAAUUAUUUUUCUUCUGAAAAUGUUACUUUCAGAAUUGUACUACAAGGUUUUGUAAAAGUCAAGUUGGUGCCAUAAAUUAAAUUGAUUAGUAACCAUAAUGAAUAAAACCUCUCAAUG
This is a messenger RNA of Hypanus sabinus (Atlantic stingray), 6784 nucleotides long. RefSeq names its product phosphatidylinositol glycan anchor biosynthesis, class Q (gene pigq). Gene Ontology annotation, cellular component: endoplasmic reticulum; membrane. Bases 1523 to 3271 code for a protein of 582 amino acids. The record is from RefSeq and is a predicted model, not a curated record. The transcript has 11 exons. Gene Ontology annotation, biological process: GPI anchor biosynthetic process. Lineage: Eukaryota; Metazoa; Chordata; Chondrichthyes; Myliobatiformes; Dasyatidae.